Molecule: messenger RNA, 13125 nt
Organism: Homarus americanus (American lobster)
Lineage: Eukaryota; Metazoa; Arthropoda; Malacostraca; Decapoda; Nephropidae
Gene: para
Product: sodium channel protein para-like
Exons: 33
Coding region: 468-6707 (2079 amino acids)
Biological process (GO): membrane depolarization during action potential; sodium ion transmembrane transport; neuronal action potential
Cellular component (GO): plasma membrane; voltage-gated sodium channel complex
Molecular function (GO): voltage-gated sodium channel activity
Source: RefSeq, a predicted model, not a curated record
CGGCACUUCCAUUGUGAGCCUGACUUUAGACCUGUGAAUAACUGCUGCUGGACGGCUACGUUGUGAACCAUUGAGGACAUACCAAGUCCUUCUUUAUAGGUGUAACGGUGAAAGUGAUCAAGAAGUGAAACUGGGUUGGAGUUAUCCGUAGAGUUUAUCGCACAGUGUGGUCAUGUUGAUGAUGGUGGAGUAGUGCGAUAAAGGUUGUGCCGGCGGAGUGGGCGACGCCACUAUGGAUGCCUAGUCCGUCAUGGGAGAGUCUUCCCUGACCGACAAGACCACGCUGGAUCACGGAUAACAUGCCCAAGUGGUGGAGCUGCUGGAGGAGUGAGGGAGAAGCAGUGACCACCGCACAACACCAGCAAGAACAGCAGCUGCAGUACCAAACUCAGCACCAAGCAGAGGAUCCGACUGUAGCAAGCACAGUGAGCAGGGCGGCGGUCAUGUUCUGGCCUCAGCAGUAGACAAUGAGCGAGGAAUCUGAGUCCCUGAAUGAGGAGGAACGAAGUGUAUUUCGUCCAUUUACUCGGGAAAGUCUCGCUGCUAUAGAAAGUCGUGUUGCUGAGGAACAUGCUAAGAAGAAUGAAUUACAAAAGAAGAAGGAGGAGGGGGAGGUUGUCUACAAUGAAGAAGAUGAAGAUGAGGGACCCCAGGCCGACCCUAACAUGGAGCAGGGCAUGCCGCUCUCCAACCGCCUCCAGCAGAUGUUCCCUGAGGACCUCGUGGGCACACCCCUUGAGGACAUCGAUCCCUACUAUCACAACCAGAAGACCAUGGUGGUAAUCAGCAAGGGGAAAGACAUCUUUAGGUUCAGCUCUACCGACGCCAUGUGGAUACUUAGUCCAUUCAACUCGGUGCGCCGGACUGCUAUUUUCAUCCUCAUUCAUCCCCUCUUCAACUUCUUCAUCAUCUGCACCAUCCUGGCUAACUGUAUUCUCAUGAUCGUCCCGACCAGCGAGAUGAUAGAAUCUUCUGAAGUGGUUUUCACCGCCAUCUACACAUUUGAGUCGGGCGUGAAGGUGAUGGCAAGAGGCUUCAUAUUGGAAAGUUUCACAUAUCUACGAGACGCUUGGAACUGGCUGGACUUCACAGUUAUAUCCUUAGCAUAUUUGACAAUGGGCAUUGACCUGGGUAACCUGGCCGCCUUAAGGACAUUCCGUGUGUUGCGAGCUCUGAAGACUGUGGCCAUUGUCCCAGGUCUGAAGACGAUCGUGGGUGCUGUGAUAGAGUCAGUGAAGAAUCUACGAGAUGUGAUCAUUCUGACUAUAUUUUCUCUCUCCGUUUUUGCCUUACUUGGACUCCAGAUAUAUAUGGGAGUAUUGACCCAAAAGUGUAUCAGAAAGUUUGAUUUUACGAAAGAGAAUUGGACACACGAAGAUUACAACAACUUUAUGAAGAAUGAAUCCAAUUGGUACUUGGAGGCUGGCAAUAAGCCCUUAUGCGGCAACAGUAGUGGUGCAGGUCCUUGUCCGGCGGGGUUCAUCUGCCUACAGGGGUUCGGGGACAAUCCCAACUAUGGUUUUACCAAUUUUGACAGCUUCGGUUGGGCUUUCCUAUCAGCGUUCCGACUUAUGACACAGGACUAUUGGGAAAAUUUAUAUCAAUUGGUGCUACGUUCGGCUGGUCCUUGGCACAUUAUAUUCUUCGUGGUGAUUAUCUUCUUGGGGUCAUAUUACCUGGUGAACCUCAUCCUAGCCAUCGUCGCCAUGUCUUACGACCAGCUGCAGAAAAAGGCAGAAGAGGAGGAAGAAGCAGCCUUAGCAGAAGAAGAAGCACUCAGGGCUCAGGAGGUAGAGGCAGAUGAAGCGACUGAGGCGGCGCUGGCUCUGGCUAGAGGAGACCUUGACGGGGGUUCCAUAAUAAAGUCCCCGUCAGACUUCUCAUGUCACUCUUAUGAGCUGUAUGUAGACCAGGAUAAAGUCAACGACGACAACAGCAAGGAGAAGAUGUCCAUUAAGAGUGAAGGAGGAGAAUCCAUCCAUGAUAUCAAGGCACGUCCGAACGGAAAGCUGGCCACGGCGAGGAAGCCAAGCAUUAGUCUGCCAGGCUCCCCGUUUAACAUACGGAGAGGGUCCCGGGGUAGCCAUCAAUUCACCUGGCGGACCACAAAUGGCCGGCGCUUUGGUGACAAGAAGCCGCUGGUGCUGUCCACCUACCUGGACGCUCAAGAGCAUCUACCCUACGCCGACGACUCCGCCGCGGUCACGCCCAUGAGCGAGGAGAAUGGCGCCAUCAUCGUGCCCGUGUACACAAACCUGGGCUCCCGACACAACUCCUACACCUCUCACACCUCCCGCAUAUCCUACACCUCUCACGGCGACCUGCUCAACGGCAAGCCGCUCACCACCAAAGAGUCGCAGCUGCGAUCCAGAUCCCGGAACAUGGCCGCCUCCCAGGUCCCAGAGCUGGACAAUAAACACAUGCUGCAGAUGCUUCCGCUCAAACUGGAGGGUGAAGCUCUCACAAAGAAAGAGGACGAGGUCAUUGAUAACAUCAUUCGUGAAAUAUUUGGACCUGAUAUCAACCUUGAAUAUAUCGACAAAGAUGCAUCCGUACAAGGCACACCGCUAGCAAGAUCCAAAGAAAACGUUGUAGACUCGUCAAUGGAUCCGGAUGAGGUGUUGGCGCUCAAGCACAAGAACCAAGAUUCUAACCCCUUCAUCGACCCUAUCCAGACGCACACCGUCGUUGACAUGAGAGAUGUGAUGGUGCUAAAUGACAUCAUCGAGCAAGCAGCAGCACACGCGGGUAGACAGAGCCGAGCCAGUGACCAUGGUGUUUCCAUCUAUUAUUUCUCCGCAGAAGAGGAGGAAGAAUCCUUUAAGGAAAGAGUGAAGAAAAAACUAAUAAAGUAUUUGCUGAAAUGCAUCGACAUCUUCUGUGUUUGGGACUGUUGCUGGGCGUGGAUCAAGUUUGCAAAGUUUGUUGAGUUAAUAGUAUUCGAUCCUUUUAUGGAGCUGUUCAUCACUCUGUGUAUCGUCAUCAAUACGCUCUUCAUGGCCUUGGAUCACUACGGCAUGAAGGACGGCUUCGCCAACUUCCUGCAAAUGGGAAAUUAUUUCUUCACGGCCACUUUCAGCAUCGAGUGCUUCCUCAAAAUCAUCGCAAUGAACCCCAAGUACUACCUACAAGAAGGGUGGAACAUUUUUGACUUCAUCAUCGUGUUCCUGUCUCUGCUAGAGCUGGGCCUCGCCAACGUCUCUGGUCUCUCCGUCCUGAGGUCCUUCCGACUGUUGCGAGUGUUCAAGCUAGCCAAGUCGUGGCCGACCCUUAACCUGCUGAUCUCCAUCAUGGGUAAGACGGUGGGCGCCCUGGGUAACCUGACCUUCGUCUUAUGUAUCAUCAUCUUCAUCUUCGCCGUUAUGGGCAUGCAACUCUUCGGCAAGAACUACACAGAAAACGUCAGCCGGUUUCCAGAGAACCCUGAUGGAAGACUCCCUCGGUGGAACUUCACAGACUUUAUGCACUCCUUCAUGAUUGUGUUUCGCGUAUUGUGUGGCGAGUGGAUUGAGAGUAUGUGGGACUGCAUGGUGGUUUGCGACUGGUCAUGUAUCCCAUUCUUCAUGGCAACUGUCAUCAUCGGUAACCUGGUGGUGCUGAACCUGUUCUUAGCUCUGCUUCUGAGCAGUUUCGGUGCCUCCAACCUGUCGGCUCCCCAUAGCGACGGAGAAACUAACAAGCUGUCCGAGGCCUUUGAUCGUAUCGGUCGCUUCAAAGCUUGGGUCAAGCGUUGUGUCCUCAACGGCCUCAAGUUCGUCCGUGCCAACCUCACCAACCAGAUCAGUGACCAAACACCAGUGUUGACACGGCGUCUUACAGACCCUCGGGAUGUGGAGCCAGACGAUAUUAUGAUGGACGGCCAAACGGGCAACAAAAAACUCCCCAAGGACCACACACAAGUUGACAUCCCCUUGGACGGUUACGACCUUGUAGAUGGCAAGAUGAAAAACAACUCGGUGAUCAACAACAGUAAACAUAUCGGAAACUCCAUCACCAAGGACAACCGCGACGCGAUCAUCGAGAACGACUACAGCAACAAGAAGGUUCGCUUGGAGGAAGACGCCGUGAGCAACAACUCUCUGGGCUCUCACAAGAACCGUAAGCUGAAGAGCGACAGCGGCAGCCACAAGGGUUCCUCGGAGUCCCUCGACGACGGCGAGGAGAAGAAAGAUGCGAGUAAGGAGGACCUGGAGGAUGGUAUGCUACUUGAUGUUUACGAUGGUUCCAGUGGAGACGAGGAUAUGAUGGAAGACGUGGAGCGAGACCCUGGUCCCAUGAUGGACACCGGAAGUGAUGUAAUCUUAGAUUAUCCCUCAGACUGUUUCAAAGAAGCCUGUUAUGUCAAGUGUCCUAUGUGUGCGGGUGACCCCUCCUCUCCAUUUUGGCAAGGCUGGGGCCAUUUACGGCUGAAGACUUACCAACUGAUUGAGAACAAAUAUUUUGAGACAGCCGUCAUCACCAUGAUCCUUCUGUCAUCUCUGGCCCUGGCCCUUGAAGACGUCUACCUGAAGGGUCGGCCAGUUCUCCAAGACGUACUCUACUAUAUGGACAGGAUCUUUACUGUUAUCUUCUUCAUUGAGAUGUUGAUUAAGUGGGUAGCACUCGGCUUCGCCAAAUACUUUACCAACGCCUGGUGUUGGCUCGACUUUCUGAUUGUGAUGGUGUCCUUGAUUAACCUUGUGGCAACCCUGGCUGGAGCAGGCAAAAUUCAGGCUUUCAAAACGAUGAGAACGCUGCGCGCUCUGCGACCCCUGAGGGCCCUGUCCCGUAUGCAAGGCAUGAGGGUGGUGGUGAACGCCCUGGUUGGAGCCAUCCCAUCCAUCGUCAACGUGCUUCUUGUCUGUUUAAUCUUCUGGCUGAUUUUUGCCAUCAUGGGUGUGCAACUCUUCAACGGCAAAUACCACAAAUGUAUUGAUGAUGACGGACUACGGGUCAACGCUGAAGAAGUUCCGAACAAAGACAAGUGCAUAGCCGACAACUUGACGUGGGAGAACAGCGAGGUGCACUUCGAUCACGUUGGCAUGGCUUACCUUGCCCUCUUCCAGGUCGCAACUUGGAAAGGAUGGAUCCAAAUCAUGAACGACGCUAUCGACUCUACUCAGUUGGAAGCGCAACCCAUGCGAGAAGUCAACCUGAACAUGUACCUCUACUUCGUCUUCUUCAUCAUCUUCGGUUCAUUCUUCACUCUCAACCUCUUCAUUGGUGUCAUCAUCGACAACUUCAAUGAACAGAAAAAGAAGGCUGGAGGAUCACUCGAGAUGUUUAUGACAGACGACCAGAAGAAAUACUACAAUGCCAUGAAGAAAAUGGGAAGCAAGAAACCGCUGAAGGCCAUCCCACGGCCACAGUUCCGCCCACAAGCCGUGGUGUUCGAGAUAGUGACUAACAAGAAGUUCGACAUGAUCAUCAUGAUUUUCAUCGGUAUGAACAUGCUCACCAUGACAAUGGAUCACUAUCGAAUGUCAGAAGAGUGGAAAACAGUGUUGAACUACAUGAAUCUCAUCUUUAUCUGUAUCUUCACGUCGGAGUGUGUGCUCAAGGUUUUCGCACUCAGAUGGCACUACUUCAAGGAGCCUUGGAACCUCUUCGACUUUGUGGUGGUCAUCAUGUCUAUUCUGGGCUUGGUGCUGAAGGACAUCAUCGAAAAGUACUUCGUAUCGCCAACAUUGCUUCGUGUGGUUCGAGUGGCGAAGGUGGGCAGAGUCCUGCGUCUGGUGAAAGGCGCCAAAGGCAUCAGAACACUCCUCUUCGCCCUUGCCAUGUCCCUCCCUGCUCUCUUCAAUAUCUGCCUCUUGCUUUUCCUCGUUAUGUUCAUCUUUGCAAUCUUCGGUAUGUCUUUCUUCAUGAAUGUAAAACACACUGGCGGUCUGGACUCCGUGUACAACUUCGAGACAUGCUUCAAGUCUUUCAUCUUGCUGUUUCAAAUGAUGACGUCUGCCGGGUGGGAUAGUGUGCUUUCUGGCAUUGUUAAUGAAAAAGAGUGUAAACCACCAGAUCCCGAGAUCGGCUACCCUGGCAACUGUGGCAGCCAGGCUAUUGGCAUCGCUUAUCUUCUAGGCUAUCUUGUCAUCAGCUUCCUCAUCGUCAUCAACAUGUACAUCGCUGUCAUCUUAGAAAAUUACUCCCAAGCAACGGAAGACGUGGAAGAGGGUUUAACUGACGACGAUUACGACAUGUACUACGAGAUAUGGCAACAGUUUGACCCUAAAGGAACACAGUACAUUGAAUUCCACACGCUGUCUGACUUUCUGGAUGUACUAGAGGCGCCUCUUCAGAUUCACAAGCCAAAUAAGUACAAAAUUGUGUCAAUGGACAUUCCGAUUUGUAAAGGAGACCUUGUGUAUUGCGUGGAUGUUCUGGAUGCGCUCACCAAGGAUUUCUUCGCGCGCAAGGGUAACCCAGUGGAGGAAUCAGCAGACAUAGGUGAAGUAGCUCCUGCUCCUGAUAGGCCAGGGUAUGAACCUGUGUCAUCCACGCUAUGGCGUCAACGAGAAGAGUAUUGUGCGCGACUCAUCCAGCAGGCGUGGCGCAAACACCGUCAGCACAAGGAUCAGUCAUCUCUUUCCGGUGCCGAGUCCCAGGAAGAACUGAAGCAAGCAGACACUGCCGUCUUGGUGGAGAGUGAUGGUUACGUCACAAAAAACGGCCAUAAGGUGGUGAUUCACUCGCGAUCACCAUCAGUGACGUCACGGUCCACUGACGUGUGACUAACGAAGGCGAGUAAAUGAAGUUGUUGCUGCUUUUUAACUACACGGGCCGGUUGUUAAUUAACACAUGGCUCUGUUAACUCCCACAUGGCUCUGGUAUCAAGUACCACAGGAGCCGGUCGUUAACAAGCAAAUAACGUCGUCAGUGUGGGGCUGCUGUCGCUACCACCGGCUUUGGUUGGGCCACUCCUGCUCGGGAACACCGCACUCUUAAUGCCUUGUUGUUUAAGUUUACAGUCCAACUGUCCUCAGCUUCCCGACCCACGAGUGCCGCGCCCUCUGUGCAGAGAUUAUUGGCCUAAGUGAUUCACCAUAUGUUUAUUUUUGUAUUUCAUUUUCUAAAUGGUUACUGGGCCAUUGCUUACCCGACUUGGUACUGACGCUCGGCUCAAGUGAGGCUGGGUGCGCCUGGUCCUCAUAACUUUCACUUGUUAGUUGGCGUGGAGGUGAUGUGGAGCCUGAUGACACUGCUGCCCCCACCCGCCCAUAGCCGCCCACCCGCCCAUGGCCGCCCACACACGCCCACGCUCACAGUAUUGUUAACACCCGGUGUAUGAAGCACCGACAACACCUCUUCCCUUCCCAGAGGACGGCCUAGGCGAGACUGCGUGCCAAGCCAUAAACAGACAACGGCUGCCGUAGACGCCUCAGUAAUCGCACUGUGGCACAGGGUGCAGCAGGAGUAAGCGGGCUACGCUAAGGCAGCGACCAUGGCAGCCCAGGCGGGCGGAGUGCAGUGUCGCAGGUAAUAUGGAGAGGAACCCUUGUUAUGUGCAUAUCCCACCAACAACAAUACGAGUUCUCAACAAGUAUUAAAGGAAACUUCUAACUGCAUAAUUAUUACCCUCACAUAAACUGUGUGUGAUACACAAAUGCCUUUACCCGAGUGCAAGCUGUGCAUAAUGCAAGUAGCGAAGUGCACAAUAAGGUAGAACUUGUAUUGUUAGCCUUCGUGUUUGCGGACAGCGCGCCACCCGGCCCCUGUGCCGCUCCACCUUGUCUCCGCAGGCAACCCUUCCCAAAGAUUAGCUAACACCUUACCUUUACUUCCUUUCAUCCAUUCCUCCUUCUCGUCGCUGUUCACCCUGUCAAUCGAUUCCCUCAUUUCUUGAUCUUGCUUGCCCUUUUUGUUUUACUGGUCACAAAUCCUUUUUCCUUGCUAUCUAUCACAUAAUUAUAUACUUUCAGUUUUCUAUGCUACACUCUUCUCUUAUUCCCUCUCAUCCUUCAAGCCUCGCCUCCGGCUGGGCCGGGGGGGCGCGCAUCCCCCUGUUAUUGCCGCAGAACUUUCCACUAACUCUUAACUGUAGGAUGUAUUCAUUCGUUACACUCUUUUAUAAGCUUUAAUACUCUUACUUGAUAUGUGAAAUUACAGUGAGCUAGGGAAAAGCCAGGCCGGAGCCGAGCAUGUGUCUCUACCUUUUGCGUGGAACCACCAUUCCAUUCACACUGAUGCUCCUGUCCAACCUAACCAUGCAUAGGCUGGCUCAGUAUGCUUCACAGUGGCUGUUUGUUCUGUACUAAACAUUAGCUACCUAAUCGUUAGGUUCUUGUGUUUUUCUCCUGUGGCAUUACAAAAAUCCGUUGGUCAUGUCGAGGUCCAUACACUGUGGCAUCCACUAUAUUACCCUGAUGCCAACCCUUCCCUUUGGCGUUAUCUGCCCGUUGAGGCACCGUCCUUGCCUCUUAGCAUCACCUCCCUACCCCCAACUCCACUUCUGCGGCUGAUUCUCAAUAAAGUCUCUCCCUGGCCACCUGACCUGCCUUUGACACAAAAUGUACUCGGAAAUUACCACAAGGCGCCGUAUCAGGCCUGCCAAAGUUCAUUAGUGUAAUUGCUCAUUUCCCAUUUAUUCCUGAGACACAUAUUGGCCCGUCCUUCCCCACACUAAUGGGAUGUCUCACCACCACAACCAAGUGUCUCCUGGGAUGUGGCCUUACUAACUACCAUCCUACAUUUCUAUGCCUAAAAAAUCAGUUACAUCAUUAGUUAUUCGGUAACAUAUCUUUUACCAGUAUAAUAAUCACUAUAAAUCGGUUUUAUUUUCUCAGUUUAUUUAAUUUUAUCUUUAUAUAUUUUGAUUUUGUGGAACGAAGGUCUAGAUGGCGAUGUAGGCAAUGCUAGGAGUGUUCAUCUCCCUCUUCCCCAAGCGGAGAGGACCUCCCAAGACGCCACCUCCAUCACACACUAACCUCAAACUUCCAUCCCAAUCUUUUAGUAAUUCUCGUCAACUAAUAAUUCCUUGUGUAUUAAUCCUCGGUAUAAGUUAUGUCAUUUGCUGAUAUCAUUGUAAACUUACUCACACACUAUCGUCAUUGAUCUUACAAACACCAGUGAUCUUUCUGUGCUUCGCUGUGAACAACAGCCACACUUUUUCCUUCCAUCAGAUUUUUCUUUCUCAUCCUUUCAGCUACUUGACUAUUGCAGCCCUUCCUUUACAUCAUCUCUGCCACACCCAACCUCCCAUUCUUGUCACCUUCCUGUCCUUAAUCAUUCUUUGCCGCAUGCUAACCAUUAAUGCUUCCUCUCUUCUUAUCCUAUUCAGCCAGCCUCGUCCCUCCCUUACAACCCUACUCUUCCGCUUCCAAUAACUUACCCCAGUCCUCUUCAUGACUUCGGUUUAGGCCCUGCCACCUCACCUCCCCACCCCUCCCUUCCCUUCCCUUACCCCCCUUCCCCCUCUCCUGCCUUCGCUUCCCCUCCCCCUCUCUUCCCCUCCCUUCCCCUCUCCACACUCCCUGGCUAAUGCAGGUCUCCUUGUCUUGACUUAGCCAACCCCACCCCACUACCCCGCCCUCCCCUAGCGCCCCAAUUUUCGGGGCGCAGGACACAGCUCAGCUCAACACUGGUCCCGUUGACUGGAGCUCUACCAAGCUUCAGGUCACAGUAAAUAUCGUUGCCGCGUUGUUUGCCCCUUGAGACUGGGUUGUCUGAGUCUUGAUGGCCUUAACUAUCUAGUGUAAUCGGUAUGGAUCUUUUCUUGCACAAUAUUCUGUGUCAACACGCCAUUAUUUAUGAAAUAAUUACUUAUGAGUACAUGACAGAAAUAGAUAUUGAAUGAUUAUUCUGUGCAUAAUGAAUAAUAAAAAAAUAUAUUAUAUGUAUGAUCAUAAGAAAAGGAAACUAAGAUAUAAGAAAUGCCAUUUGCAUGAGAAACUAGUGAACACGAACAGGAGGUGAGGAUAUAGUGAAUGAUGCGGGGACGUUAGUGCGGCGGGGGAACUAGUACCCAGGAGCGCGGGUGAGCCUCAGUCCGAAACGUCCUCUUCCCCAUUGGUGACGUCACACGACCCUGCCGCCGCCCGCCCGCCCGCCCGCCCGCCCGCCGUGCCGCGCCCACCGCCGCUGCCGACGGCCACCCGCCUCCUUCACAGAGCACCAAAGCAGCAGCUCAGCACCAGCCGGUUGUCGAUCAUGUGGUGGGUGUCAGGCUCCCUGUCGCUCAAUGCCUACCUCUCUUGUGUUGAAAAUCGUUAUUAUUCUGUAUCUAGAUCUCUCGCAGAGUUUAUUUCAUUGGUCCAAAACUCUGUUACACUUCAUAACCAUGUAGCAUAGGAAUAUUGUUGAAAAUUUUGCAAUGGGACUUUUAUCUGAGUGAUCGGAAAUUAAAAUGGAAUUCUCUCCUCCCAUAGUAAUACUCCAGGCUUGACUGUGCUGGCACGAGGGGGCACGGUGCCAUCGGGGCAGCCAAUCAGCGAGCGACUCUAUUUCCCUCCAGGGCGACGCGCCGCCCCUUGUUCGUAGCUAGGUGAUGGUAGGGCAGAGGAGGCCCACCGCCCGGGCUGCACAACUCACUUUUGUCCACCGCAACACCGCUCCGUCCCCACCGGCACCCUGCCCUCUCCACCAUACAACAACGGCUUGUAACUGCAGACACUAACUUUUAAGAGACAGUGCUGUGAAACUCCUUCAGAUUUGUACACUUCUUAGUUUGUAAGGUGGAGUGCCCCACCGGAGGCGACGCCAGUACCGCACCGCUCUCUACACUACAAUGCUACGCUGCUGCCGGUGGAACACUCACUACCACCCGGUUUGACCUUCUCUUGGUUUGGAUCAUCCUCUUGUGAUACCAAUUCUGUAAUAUUCAAAUUGUUAUAUUCUUAAUAAGCAGAUUUGUUUUGUAUUCAGAUGUCUGCGAUGAAAUGUAUUGGUUUAAUGCUACUCCCCUUUUUGUAAGUUUGAACCCACGGAAAGCAAGGGAAGGCGCGCCAGAGAUGGAGGCAACAACCCCAACUGCACCAGUCUUCCCCGGGUGCCCUUGGGGUGUCACCAUCUCUGCUUUGCACCUCAAUCUGAUCUAAGCACAUGUUGCCUUUCUUCCAUCCUUCCACUCAACGCUCUAAAAGUUUAAUAAUCGUAAAAAUCACCUUCACUCCAGUUUCCCUUACUUCCCGUAAAUACCAACAGACAACGACCAGGCGAUAUGUUGCAGCUUAAUCUUGUGGUUUGCGGAGAUGAAUUGAAGUAGCUCUUCUCUAAACAAACAACAGACCUGUCUCCCUAAUAAAAAAAUAAAAAAUUAAAUUACACCAACAACACCGGCCAGUGUGGUAGAUAACGGCUUCCCUGGUGUAAGGGUCCUGAAUGACAAGGGAUCGGUCUCAUAUAAGGGAUAGUAAUAUAUUAAGCAUAAUGUAUGUAAGGGAAGUGUGUGUUAAGGAUUACAUCCGUGCAAGAUUUACCCUCGAUCAUUUAUGUGUGAGAGUUAAACAUGGGUCUUCUAAGAGGGAGAGAAGCUGAAUACACAUCAUGUUCGUGUGAAGAAAAUGAAUGCAGGGAAAAUAAGUCACCAUGGAUCAUGAACGAGGGAGCAUAGGGUAUCAACUUGAUAUAAUAAUGUGGAUAUAUAGCCUACUAUGGAUUGUGUAGUAACAACAAAAGUAAGAUUUAUUUAUUUUUUUAGAACCAUCUAUGUGGGUCACUAAGGUUUGCGGUGUUGUAAUUGGCAGAGUAGUUAACAAAUUUUCUGGUCAUUACGUGGGAGUAAGGAAUUAAAUAAUACGAGGGUGGUGUAAAUAGGAGAGGAGAGAAUCGUAUGCUUAUGUGUGGUAAGACUCAGAAGAUUAAACAAGAGGCGAAACAUGCAUUUGUAUGUAGUCAUGUACUUGAUAAAAGAAAAUUUAAAAGUAAGAAAUGUUUGGGAUUACAACCUAAGGUGUGGGAGCAGAAAAGUUAUAGGCGUAGGUGGUAUUGUGAAUAAGAUCCAUUGAUGUAGGUGGAUGAUCCAUAGAUGUUGAAGGCAAAAUAAUAUUCAUAGGUUUAGGUCAGAAAAUAAGAGAGAUUUAUGGGUGCAGGUGGUAAAUUAAAAAAACAAUUAUGCAACCCAGAGAAGAAAUAGCCAUUUUGUUUUUUGUAGGUGUAAAUUAGUCAAAAUGUAAUAGAAGAAUCAGAGAAGAAUUUUACAGAGGCAGAGAUAAAACUAUGUAUGUCUAUUCGAGAAACAAGUGGAUAUUUAUAAUUCAUCAAUAAUAUACAGGUCGCAGUAAAAGCAGUCGCACACAGCUGAAAAAAUGAUGAGAAAGUUGCGUGAAUGAAACAACUGGAAAAGGCGGGGAAAGGUAGUUUCGAUACACCGUAGGAGAGAAUGGACUACAGACGUUUUGCGUAGAUGUUUUGAGAAAGUAGCCUUAGAUUUAUUUGCCUAAAAUAUUACCUCACGAAUAUAGCAACUAAAAGACUUAGUAUUAGCAAGCUGAAGACGCGACACAUAGCUCCAUGAAAUAUAUAUAAUAGCCAGAUAAAAACGAACCACGUAACUCUAAAAGUAUUAGUUCGUUGAUUGUUAUGAAUUAAUUCCAGGAAAAUUGUAUUAGCUUGCUGGAACUGAACCACAUAAAGCAAAAACAAACCACGUGAAUCUGAACCGCCUAGUUCUAAGAGAAGAGAUCACUAGUAGAGAGAUAUCGGCGAGAUCCAUUUAAGCAAAAAGUGAGAGAUGGUAUUCCAAUUCGGUGUUGAGGAACGUCGCAACUGUCGGACCCGAGCUAUCCCUUGAAGCUGGCUCUCCUUCCCUCGCCCACCCUUACCUUCACCCUCUCGGGCAGGUCUAGCAGGAGGGGAGGGGGAGACAGCUUACUCGACAGUUCAUGAUUGCUUUAUAUAUAUAUAUAUAUAUAUAUAUAUAUAUAUAUAUAUAUAUAUAUAUAUAUAUAUAUAUAUAUAUAUAUAUAUAUAUAUAUAUAUAUAUGUUUAUUUAAUAUUUUUUUGCGUGGUGGCCGUUUUAGUUUUGUUGAUGAAUUAUGUAUAAUGAAGUGUCCAAUGUGAAGCUGAAACCCGGGACAUUGACUGGCUUGAGCGGCAGGCGCGAUCGUCAUCAGUCCUCCCCGUAGCUCCGCUUCAUGAUCGCUAGUGUAAGCCAGGAUUUAAGCAAAGGGAAAUUUGAAUCCACAAGAAAUCAUUAAGAAUAGUAAAGAAAAA